Brenthis ino (lesser marbled fritillary) is the source of this 978-nucleotide messenger RNA. NCBI's taxonomy places the organism in Eukaryota, Metazoa, Arthropoda, Insecta, Lepidoptera, Nymphalidae. The record is from the annotation of a GenBank genome assembly.
AUGGCAGAGUCUUCUUCGGUGGAUCUGUCGAGCCUCAGCAAAUCCAGGGAAGCUGACUGGCCAACAGUGCUGUUCUUCAUACACAUACACCUUCUUUCCCUUUAUGGGAUCUGGCUUAUUUUCUUUGAAGCAAAAUUAUUAACGAUUUUCUUUUUGGUAAUAUUGACGUUAGUAGCUACAUUAGGAGUUACAGUUGGCGCUCAUAGACUAUGGGCUCAUCGCACUUAUGAAGCUAGCACUAAAUUGCGAAUAGUUUUAAUGCUGUUUCAAACAUUGGCUGGACAAGGAUCUAUAUACGACUGGGUUCAGUAUCAUCGAUUACAUCAUGCGCAUUUUAAAACUGAUUCAGACCCCUACGACUCUAGAAAAGGGUUCCUUUAUGCUCACAUUUUAACUAGACUCAGGAAGAUCAGUCCUUAUCAAGAAGCUGUGAAAGAUUCGAUUGACAUGUCAGAUAUUAAAGCAGAUUCAGUUGUUAUGUUCCAAAAACGAUUUUAUUGGAUUUUGUAUGGAGUAAUAUUUCUUUUACUCCCACUGAACGCCCCUCUUGAGUACUGGAACGAUUCAGUUUUAAGCACCGUAUUCUUGAUAGGUUUCGUUCGAUAUGCGCUUGUUUUACACGCUUCGUGGUUAGUAGAGAGUGGUGUGUGCGUUUGGGGUCUUCAAGAAGGCGAGAAGUAUCCGCCUGAUUCAAACUCUGUGUUCAUACUUAAUAGGACUUUCUGGCCUGAGUAUCACUAUAUUUAUCCUCACGACUACAAGUCAGGGGAAUAUGGAUCAUAUGGCUCUGGUUGUUCAACAGCUUUCAUUCGUGUUUUUGCUGCCUUAGGCUUGGCGACAAAUCUUUGUACAUUAGAAUCUAGCACUUUACAGAAAGCUUUAGCGGAAAAUGUUAAGACAAAACGUUCUCUUAAAUUAUGUAUAGAUGACGCCGUUAGCAAGCAAAUGCUACCUGAAGAUCAUUUCUUAAAACAAAAA